This is a messenger RNA of Brugia pahangi, 1878 nucleotides long. Lineage: Eukaryota; Metazoa; Nematoda; Chromadorea; Rhabditida; Onchocercidae. The record is from the annotation of a GenBank genome assembly.
AUGGAUAAAUACAAGCGCAAAAUAGAAGGAAUGAAAAGUAUGAGCGAACAGCAUCUAAAAGAAAAUGCAUUUAAAGAUUUGGAAGAACUGACUGAUCAGUUAUCAGAGUUGAUGAGUUCAGGAAGAACUUCCAUGUCCCUGGAAAAUGAUUCCAUGAAAAUGUUUCCUUCAAAAAGAAUAAGAGAAGAAAAGGCGCAAGUGGGAGAGAUCAACAAUGAAAAAGAAGAGAUUUCAUCGACGGAUUCAUCAUCAGAUCGAGACUAUGCUUCUGAUUAUUCAACUAUGCAAGAAAGAAACAGAACAAAUGAUAUGAACUUAAGACAAGAUGGCCAGUGGCUAGCAGAAAAUACUAACGAUGAUCAAGGAUUUGUUUCGAAAGAAUUGACAUACUCUGAAGAAGAAACGAAAGAGUCUGACAAACCUUUACCAAUACCUCGGCGAACCGUUAUAGCAAAAACGAUGGCAUCCAUUUUUUCAACAAGCAGCAAUAAAGGUAUUGCAGAAAAAUCGGAAACUUUGGAAAAAAAAAAGCAACGCGAUAAACUAAAUGUCGCAGAUAUGGCUGCACCAACAGGAACUUUAAACAUUGGACAUAAUAUCGAAACUAAGAUUCUUGAAGAAUCUAGCUCUGAGCACAGCAAAGUUUCAAGACAAGAUUUGGAGCUAUCUGAGCAAGAAACUGUAAAAACUACUCUCCCGAAAUCGUUCUCUCAACCUAUAACAGCACUAGACACACUUGAGAAAGCAAGUAAUUACGGUGAUCAUCUGACAUAUAAAUGUUAUCUGGCACCACGUCUCAGUAAAUCGAAUUAUGCAUUUCAUGAUAUUUACUGGAACUAUGAGGAUGAUCGGCUGAGGAAAAGAAGAGUGCGAGUCAGUAAAAUGAUUAAAGUUAUUCGUUUGGAUAAAGUGCACUUAGAUGCAAUCGAUGUACACUGUCGAUUAGUACGAGCAUAUUUGUUCGAUAUAAAAAGUACUGAAGAAGAAUAUCAAAUUGUGAGUAAUGUCUAUACAAUCAAAGCACAUACGCGUGCACGUCACCCACAAACGUGGACUUUCUCUACAACGAAAGAUAUGCAGAAAAUAUCACUCAGUUAUCCGUCAUUCAUUGUACGUUCGAAUUACAAACAGAAAAGCGUGAUGCUAUGUCUGGAAGCUGCUAUUGUAUUUACUGAUCACGAAGGAGAAAUGUCUGAACAAUCACUUGGCUGUGCUAUGUUAUCGAUUAUUGAUGAAAAUGGACAUUGCUGCAUGAAAAACAAGAAUUAUACCGCAAAGCUGUUUAACCGCAACCUCUUUAACAAAAAAGAAGUAAUCCUUGCAAAUACUCAAAUUCAAAUAACUUUUGGUGUAUCGGAUGUGCCCAACAACAUCGUUCAUCAAGUUGACUCUCUGCCAGACAUUUUUUUAUGUCAUGAACUAUUUUUGCCAAUGUUUUUCUACUAUCGACGUCUGUUGGGUCAAUUUUUGACAAAAGAUUGCGAUAAUUGUAGUAAUUCAGCACUUAAGGCGGAACCAUUUCUUGCUACGUUUCCGGCCAUCGCUGAUCAGCCUGAUACAAUGGAAAUGUUAUGGCAACUUUGGAAAAUUCAUAAAAAAAAUGUAAUUAAUAGAAAGCUUUCCGAGAUGGAGGAAGCGGAACGAUUCCGUUCAUUCUUCCUAACAACUGGGUUCCUUUUACACCAAACAGUUGACAUGCCUAAAUUUAAUUGGGCCGAUGUUCGAUGCUUCACCGAUCGACAGGCAAAACUGAGUUAUUUUCGAGAACAAUAUUUACAUAGUUUUGAUGCUAUUAAAUAUCUCAGCAGAGAGCGUUGCCAUCCAAUUAACAUAUACAGUUAUGCAUUGGAUAUUAUUGGCCCUCAUGCUAUCAUUUGA